Messenger RNA from Sceloporus undulatus (fence lizard), 1002 nucleotides. RefSeq names its product epidermal differentiation-specific protein-like. Gene Ontology annotation, molecular function: structural constituent of eye lens. NCBI's taxonomy places the organism in Eukaryota, Metazoa, Chordata, Lepidosauria, Squamata, Phrynosomatidae. Bases 1 to 1002 code for a protein of 333 amino acids. Gene Ontology annotation, biological process: lens development in camera-type eye; visual perception. The record is from RefSeq and is a predicted model, not a curated record. The transcript has a single exon.
AUGAAUAAAAUUAUUGUUUAUGAAUAUGAAGACUUCAAUGGACUCAGUAAAGAAUUCAUUUCAGAUGUUCCUGACUUACGCAGUGUGGAUUUUGGAGAUUGCAUUUCCUCCUUGAAGGUCAUUGGACAACCGUGGCUGGCCUUCCAGAAUCCAAACUACAAAGGUCUGCCUGCUGCAUUCGAGGAAGGGGAAUACAAGCGCAUCCCCUUAAAUAAUCAAAUUUCUUCUCUCCAGCUAGUGACUGAAGACUUGGAAAAUCCUCAGAUCACACUUUAUGAGAACGCAAAAUAUGAAGGGGCAAGCAAAGUAAUAACAGAGGAAACAAACCUGACGUAUGGAUAUUUCAAUAACAAGGCAUCUUCCCAUAUUGUCCAGAAAGGAGCCUGGCUCCUUUAUGAAAAAGCUUAUCGAAGUGGCUGGCUCUGUAUUGCUCGGGAAGGAACAAAAAAUCCUGAUUAUGGCUCAAUAUUUAAUUUCCAUGAUAAGUGUUCUCAUGUAUAUCCUCUUAAAGCCGGACGGCCUGUUAUCACAACCAAGAUCUUAUGGGAUCGCAAGAAGGUGGAGAGUGAAAGUGAAGUGGUGAUUGAUGAAUUCAUUGGAAUUAAUGCCACAGAUUUUGAGCAAACAUUCAACAGUAGCAACAGCAGAGUCUAUGAAACAGCCACAAGCCACAGCUUUAAAUUCACACCUAACCUUCAAAUAGAUGAGAAGUUCACCUUAAGCAUAGAUCCAAGCACAACCCUCACUGUGGAGAAAGGAAAACCAGAGUCUAUUCAUACUAUAGACAAAGUGAAGGUGAUUGUGCCAGUCAAGAUUCCACCACAUUCAGAACUGAAUGUCCAGGUCAUCAAGAAGCUGGUCACUGCCUCGGCACCUGUGGAAGUGAGCAUUACCAGGAAUGGGAAGACAAAGACAGAGAUUGGAGAGUAUCGUACUGUGUCAGGACGUAGCAUCAAUGCAAGAUAUGCCGUUAAGCCAAUUGAGAUAAAAAAGAAAACAUAG